Messenger RNA from Daldinia decipiens, 1034 nucleotides. RefSeq lists its product as uncharacterized. The record is from RefSeq and is a predicted model, not a curated record. The transcript has a single exon. NCBI's taxonomy places the organism in Eukaryota, Fungi, Ascomycota, Sordariomycetes, Xylariales, Hypoxylaceae. Bases 494 to 802 code for a protein of 102 amino acids.
CAUACUCCUUAUUACUUAACAUGAUAUGAAAUCUUUAGCUCUGCUAAACUCCUCUUGUUAGUCAGCGAAUUAGAGUUUCUAGGACAAUGUCUUAAUUCUAAAUCAAGGUCUUGUGCUUUGCUAAUCCUCCUACAAUCCUCUCCUGCGGUUCGGAUUCAUAAAUUGUUAUUUAAGGAAACCAGGAUAGCGAAACAUGUAUUUGGUAAGGGGGUCGAGCGAGAGAUUUAUUCUAAACUCAUCAUCCCCAUCAGACUUUGAGGAGAAUAGGAAAGAAACAGAGUCAACACUGUGUUUGUGGCCUGGCAAUUAAGCCAUUUAGCCACCUCUUACGAUGUAUUUGUGAUAUGGACAUUUCUCGUUGCUUUAUCAAAAACAAGUAACUACCUAGGUUAGGAAAACAUAUGUAUGCUGAGUGAUUGUGUGUUGACAAUAAUGUUUAUGGGAAUACCGUCAAAUUAGCAUAGCUUGUUUGUCCAUUCGACAUUUUACCAAUAUGUCACCGAAGCGGGGUCUGAGCCCCCAACUAGUCGGCAAUCCAUUCAUUAAAAAGGAGAAUUUAGAAUGGACUUUCGAUCUUUCCCGCCCAACCCGCGACAGUGGUGAAGAGGGUAGCUCCGAUGAGAUAGGUAACUACGGAUCUGAGGUGGAAGAAGAGGAACCAAGGGCUUCGGCUGUAGAGGCGGGCAAGGCCAAGAUCGAGGACCAUCUCGGUUACUUCAGCGGGCUUUUAACGAAGACUAUACUGUCGCCUUUCCCGUCGGAUAUACCAGGACUAUCUAUCGGAGCCUACCGGAAGCUUUGAGCAAAACUCGGGUAAUCCUCGAGGCGCGCAUUUCGUUGUGCAUCAGCAUGAUCAUCCUAUUGCAGGCACGCAUUACGAUCUCCGGUUACAGAUCAACGAGACAAGUAGCGCAUCCUGGGCUAUCAUGUAUGGGCUCCCAGGUGAUCCUAACAGCCAGCGUUUAAAUAGGAACGCCACGGAGACAAGAAUCCACUGUUUAUGGGUAUGUUCCCCUAAACCUAACUGGGGUUCC